UAUAUGUUCUACGCCCUGGCCAUCGUGUGUGAUGACUUCUUUGUCCCAUCCCUAGAGAAGAUCUGUGAGAAACUUCAUCUGAGUGAAGAUGUAGCUGGUGCUACCUUCAUGGCUGCAGGAAGCUCCACACCAGAGCUGUUUGCUUCGGUCAUUGGUGUGUUCAUCACCCACGGAGAUGUUGGUGUUGGGACUAUAGUGGGCUCUGCUGUUUUCAACAUCCUAUGUAUCAUUGGAGUGUGUGGACUCUUUGCUGGACAGGUGGUGCGGUUGACAUGGUGGGCUGUGUGCCGUGACUCUGUGUACUACACACUCUCUGUCAUCGUGCUCAUUGCGUUCAUAUACGAUGAGGAAAUUGUGUGGUGGGAAGGCCUGGUGCUCAUCAUCUUGUACGUGUUUUAUAUUCUUAUCAUGAAGUACAAUAUGAAGAUGCAGAUGUUUUUCACAACCAAACAAAAGAGCAUUGCAAAUGGUAACCCCGUGAGCAGCGAGCUGGAAGAUGGUAAUGACCUCUAUGAUGGUAGCUAUGACGACCCUUCUGUGCCAUUGCUGGGGCAAGUGAAGGAGAAGCCUCCCUAUGGCAAGACGCCUGUGGUGAUGGUGGAUGAGAUUUUGAGCUCCAGCCCUCCCAAGUUCACUUUCCCAGAGGCUGGCCUGCGCAUCAUGAUCACCAACAAGUUUGGGCCCAGGACCCGACUACGGAUGGCCAGCAGGAUCAUAAUUAAUGAACGUCAGCGGUUGAUCAACUCAGCCAACGGUGUUAAUAGCAAGCCACUGCAAAAUGGGAGGCACCAGAACAUGGACAAUGGAAAUAUUCCUGUGGAGAACCCUGAAGACCCGCAGCAGGGGCAGGGGCAGGGGCAGGAGCAGCAGCCGCCGCCACAGCCGCCACCCCCAGAGCCAGAGUCAGUAGAGACAGUCUUCCUGUCACCCUUCUCAAUGCCCGAGGCAAAAGGUGACAAAGCUAAGUGGGUGUUCACUUGGCCCCUCAUCUUCCUCCUGUGUGUCACUAUCCCCAACUGCAGCAAGCCCCGCUGGGAGAAGUUCUUCAUGGUCACCUUCAUCACAGCCACGCUAUGGAUCGCCGUGUUCUCCUACCUCAUGGUGUGGCUGGUGACUAUUAUUGGAUACACACUUGGGAUCCCUGAUGUCAUCAUGGGCAUCACCUUCCUGGCGGCAGGCACAAGUGUUCCAGACUGCAUGGCCAGCUUAAUUGUGGCAAGACAAGGACUUGGUGACAUGGCGGUCUCUAACACCAUCGGAAGCAACGUGUUUGACAUCCUGGUGGGGCUCGGCAUCCCGUGGGGCCUGCAGACCAUGGUUAUUAAUUAUGGAUCCACAGUGAAGAUCAACAGCCGGGGUCUGGUCUAUUCCGUGGUGCUGCUGCUGGGCUCCGUUGCUCUCACUGUCCUUGGCAUCCACCUCAACAAAUGGCGCCUGGACCGGAAGCUGGGCAUCUAUGUGCUGGUCCUUUAUGCUAUCUUCCUGUGUUUCUCCAUAAUGAUAGAAUUUAAUGUCUUCACCUUCGUCAACUUGCCCAUGUGCAGAGAAGAUGACUAAAGCUGAGCUGUUGCCCAGGAAACCGCUGUGGCCACCAUGAUGCUGGCGUCCUCUCUCUCUCUCUCCUUUUCCACACAGGUCUCUCCUGCCUUGGCAGCUGCUGUCAAUUCUUUCAUGAGCUGGAAGGAAGGGCCGCCAUGGGCCAGGCUGCUAGGCAUCUGUCCCCGCAGGGCAGGGCCCAGCCAUUAUUUGAGCAGUUCCACAGACUCUUGGCUGCCAGCUGCACGGUUGCAUCUGUCUCUUCUCUCUUGCACACUUUAGCCAAAAGGACUUCUGCGUGCUGUUUGUGUUUCUGUUACAUGGGCAGCCUCAAAAGUGAGUCAGUCAGUGACCAUGAGGUGUCCUAGAUGAGUGAAAAAUAGGACUGUGGUUGGCAAGUGUCACCUCUGGGCCUGGAGAAGGCAGAUUGUGUUACCAUGGGCAUCUGAGUCUGCUGGGAACACUGGAAACUUGGAAGAGACAAGGCAUCCACCUGCAGGGGGCUUGAGACCACUGCAGUUAUAGGAAACAUAGCAAGAGUGGAAAGAUAACUUCCCAGUAGAAGAGAGAAAAGCAAGCAAAUACUGUUAUGCUUUUUUUUUUUAAUUGACACGUUCAGAAAACGAGCAAUGAAAUAUUAAAAAUAAAAUGUCACAUAUAGAUCAUCAUACUUGAAGAAUGUCAUUCCACACAAAAGGAUCAUUGACGGGGACCAAAAAGGUUACCCUUGGAGAAAAAUGAAUCCUCUGUGUGUCAUCCCACGCUGGCUCCACGACAAUUUGGUUUGGAAUAGAGAAAAAGGUGGAAGACCACACAGAAACAGGUGCUAACUCAGAGACACAGUUGGGAAUGUAGUCAAGGCUACACAUUUCAUCCCUUAGGAUGCCAUGCGCCGUCCCAUCAGGUUUGUAACUUCUCUGGUAAUGCUCUGCUUUCAAAACCACCCGGUUGAAAGACACAAUUGUUCAUUUGCCCAACCAAUUGCAGAAGCGACGGUUAAUGACAAGAAGAGAGUGUCCACAGAUGGCCCUCUCUGGUUAGCUGAAGCCAAGUGGAAAAACGUAGAGUUUUUAAAGCUAAGUUUAUUCAACCUCAGAGUCUUCUACAGCAAGCAAAGGCCAGGGAUGGGAGAUGGACCCAAACACAGGAAAACAUGAAACAUCUUUGUAGCCCUGAAAUCUCUGUGUAAUGGAUUUAUGGCUAUAAACCAUUCCUGGGUUCUAAUGAGAAAGCACAAAUUAGUUUUAUAUAGUGAGGUUUUUAUUUUUUUAAUAUUUCUAUUGCAAAAGUCUAUCAGAUCUGAUGCACUUUGAAUGCUGAGAUAUUUUGCACAGUAGAAGGCACAGGGAAGACCCAGGGUAAUGAGAGAAGGGUGUUUAGUGUGUUUUAACCUUGGUGGCUACUGUAAAUCCAUGGUGGGAUCUGUAGCGAUGCUCUCUGAAUUUCAAGGGACAAAAUGUUCAAGCUUGUGGUCCCUAAAUUCCCUUAAGCAGAACUAUGAGGAGACCUUGAUCCCAUUACCAGCCUUCUAUUUGGGGUUCACAUCAGUAUUAGUAUCUUGACUGAGUCAAGACUUCACUUUUUGUCUAUCUGGAUAGGCUCAGUGGUCUUCGGAGUGAGAUAGUGUAAUUUCCUUUAAAAAGAAUAGCUACGCCUGAGGGAAGGAGCCUGAAUAUAAAUUCAUCUACAAGAGGCUUCAGAACUGAUCCACACCCUAGUAGCUCAUACACCACACACACACACACACACACACACACACACCUCUAUUGCAGGCGCAUGCUAGCUCUGAGUGCUUCUGUCUCCCCCUUGAGCCUCCUAACUUCUCUGUAGUGCAAGUAUGGGUUCUUUUCAUUUCAUCGG
Acomys russatus (golden spiny mouse) is the source of this 3396-nucleotide messenger RNA. RefSeq names its product solute carrier family 24 member 4 (gene Slc24a4). The coding region runs from base 4 to 1557 and encodes 517 amino acids. The transcript has 14 exons. Gene Ontology annotation, cellular component: membrane. NCBI's taxonomy places the organism in Eukaryota, Metazoa, Chordata, Mammalia, Rodentia, Muridae. Gene Ontology annotation, biological process: intracellular calcium ion homeostasis; sensory perception of smell; calcium ion transmembrane transport. Gene Ontology annotation, molecular function: calcium, potassium:sodium antiporter activity; calcium channel activity. The record is from RefSeq and is a predicted model, not a curated record.